UUGGCGGAGACUGGCGGUGGGCGGCGGCGACGGUUAUGGGCUGCCGAUAGAAUACUAGUCCAGGCCGCAGAAGAAGUCCACGCAGCAUCACAUGAAGACACGCCUGCGCAAGACCCGGCCCUGGAACAUCAAGGAGAAUCGGAUCGGACGAUCAAGAAGAUUAACGGGCAAGUGAAAAAAGAGGUCGAGAAAGCAAACUUUUUAGGGGAAGUGGAAAAUCGGAUGGUCCGCAAGGAAGGAGCGACCUUUGCCUUGUUUGGUGAGAAAAUCGGCAGAGAGAUGGCGCCAGCGGUGGUGGCUAGCGUUUCCAUUUCCGAUUGA
Striga asiatica is the source of this 321-nucleotide messenger RNA. The record is from the annotation of a GenBank genome assembly. NCBI's taxonomy places the organism in Eukaryota, Viridiplantae, Streptophyta, Magnoliopsida, Lamiales, Orobanchaceae.